GGAAGUAGCAAAUUAGUCCGCGCAGCAGCCGUGAUGCUGUUUGUCCGUCUGGGCUCACUAACCGACAUGGAUGUUCCUCUCAGAGUUCUUCUCAUCCUCGCUGGACUCACAGGAAUUCACAGCAUAAGAGCCAGUGAAGUGUCAGUGAAGGCUGGUGGUUCAAUCUCAAUCCCGUGUCUCUAUUCCUCACAAUAUACAAACCAUGUGAAGUACUUGUGUAAAGGAUAUUAUUGGAUCUCCUGCACUUAUGAAGUUAGAACAGACCAAAACAACUCAGCAAAGUUUUCAUUAUCUGAUGAUAAAAUCCCAAAAAUCUUCACUGUGACUGUAAAUGAACUGACAAAUGACGACUCGUAUUACUGGUGUGGUGUGGAGAAUAAUGAUGGACCAGAUAACGGGUAUGGUUUUCACCUGUCAGUCACCACGGGUACACGCAGUCUCUACGUGGAUAAUCAAGAGAAAACAGCAUUUCUAGGAGGUGACGUAACCAUCAAAUGCCACCAUCAGCGUAACCCUGGAGAAAUGAGGUGGUGCAGGAUGGGCAGCUCCUGUGUGACUCAACCGUCUGGAUCAAUAGAUGGAACAGAGGUCACCAUCGAUACAAAUGGCCCCAAUGUUUUCAGCGUGACUAUGAGAGGACUGAAGACGGAGAGCAGCGGCUGGUAUUUAUGUGUCAGUGGAAACCUCCAGUUCCCUGUGCGCCUGACUGUUACUGAGCAACCUAACACAAAAGCACCGUUACAAGAAACAACGCAUACAGAGAAUCUCUCCACCUUUUUACCCGGAACAACACCUACGACAGUUCAGAAGGGACAGAACAGAAGUGCUUCAUUUGGCCUAACGGAAACCCUCAUCCUUACGAGUGUGUUGAUCUUCACUUUAAUGGUCGCCUUGUGCUUCUGCCUCAUGUUGAAAAGACACAAGCAGAAUAAAUCAGCAUCUUCAGCAAUGAAGGAGGCUGAAGAGGAAGUAACAUACAGUGUCGUGAAGCCCAGGAGGAAACCUUCAAGCCAGCGGUCAUAUGUUGAGCAGGAUGCGGAUGUGACGUAUAGUACUGUGGUUUCCAUGAGGCAACAAAGGGUUCAAAGGGUUGAAGCAGAUGAGGAGAAUGUCACAUACAGCACAUUGGCUUUGGACUAGUUCUGCUAAGCACACGUGACGCCUGUUUGUUCCACCUUGUCCCUACUUAUAAUGUUCUACAAGUUCUCUUUGAUUGUUUAACUAAAACAAAAAGGGGGUUUUGCCAGGAUAUGAGAAAACAUUUUAAUUUUGCUUAUUUUAAAGAGCCAAUCCUCCAUAUUUUAUGCUAAUUUACAAUAAUAUUAUGUUACGUUAAAAUGGCAUGUCUGAUCACAGACAGACAUAAUAAGACUCCAAGCAUUAGGGUUGUAGAGAUACGGAGACGGACGAGUCUGAGGAUUGAAAGGACCACGAAGAGGUAGUGCAGGGACACUAGCAGUGGGACACGGUCUCAUGAGUGUGUGUGUGUGUGUGUGUGUGUGUGUGUGUAGGCGCGAGGAGACAGAACGGGGGGUGUGAGACGGAGUCAACGGACAGCAAUGAGGAAGCCAGGCCGACAUCGACGUAGCACAGAGGGCGGGGGUGCUGGUGAAGGGGGGGUAGUGUGAAAUUAUCAAAAGGACAGUUCUGUUUGGACAGAGGGGGGAGGUUUCACUCAAUCGGAUGAUGAAAGAAAUGUAUAAACUAACGUGUUGUAUCAUCGCCUCAUUAGUGUCUGAGAGGAAAGCUCAGUUUAUUAGUGUGUGUGUUGCUCCAAUAAAUAUCUGUGAAUUGAAGAA
Molecule: messenger RNA, 1799 nt
Organism: Gasterosteus aculeatus aculeatus (three-spined stickleback)
Lineage: Eukaryota; Metazoa; Chordata; Actinopteri; Perciformes; Gasterosteidae
Source: RefSeq, a predicted model, not a curated record